GUGUGCAGCUCCCAGCCGCUAGGAGCAACAAGGAGGAUCCGUGCCCGGGUCCCAGCGUGGAGGAGGAAGCGUUCCCAAGUCCCAAGCCCACAACACAGACGGGACAGCCAAGAAACGGCGGGGAGUAGUUAUUUCACUCUACUUUUAGACUUUCUGCACAUGGGGAAAAGAAAUGACUUCUACAGCGAGCGAAAGAAGGGCGUUUGCUCAUAAAAUCAACCGGACGGUUGCCUCAGAGGUCAGAAAACAAGUUUCCAGAGACUAUGGAUCUCCUCAAUUGUCAAAGAAGCGAGGAGCAGCACACCACCCUCUGCCCCUGACUGAUGUGGUGGAGCCCAUAGACUUUGAGGAGUAUGUGAGCAGCCAUGCCCCGGGGGUGGAGCCUGGGCCUCUGCGACAGCUCAUAGAGUUUCCGCCCGACGAUCUGGAGCUCCUCCAUUUGGACAAAGAGUGCACUACACUAGAGCCCCCGCUGCCUGAGGAAGACGAUCCACUGGAUCCCAGAGUGAGAGACGCCUUGGCAGUCUACACAGAUGACUGGCUCAUCAUUCAAAGAAAAUACCAGAAAUAUAGCACUGUGCACACACCUCUAAACUCUGAGCGGCAGAGAGAAAGGCAGCGAGGGCUGGUCAAACAGACUUUUGAACUGGAUGAGGCCGCCGUAGCUGAGCGUCAAGACGAUCAGGAUGACGUAAAGCGGCGCUCUGUCAGUCUGGAUGAAACCCCGCGGGGCAGUUGGGCCUCCAGUAUCUUCGACCUAAAGAACUCCUCCCCAGACGCACUGCUGCCCUCUGUACUGGAGCGCACGGCGGCCGAAGACCUGGACCGCCGCAACACAGAAGCACGGCAGCGGGAUCGCCAUGGUGACCUGCUCGGCCUCUAUGCCCCUCCUGAUGAGGAUGAGGCUGUGGAGAGAUGCUCUGUCCCAGAAGUGCCCAAAGAACAUUGUGGCCAGAGAAUCAUGGUUAAGUGUUUGUCUCUGAAGUUUGAAAUUGAAAUUGAGCCCAUAUUCGGGACACUCGCCCUUUAUGAUGUCAGAGAAAAGAAAAAGGUAUGUUUUAAUUUCUACUUCGAUCUCAACUCGGAUCCAAUGAAAGCUCUUCUCAAACCUCACACACCUCACACAGCAAUCUCCACCCUGGCUCGAUCGGCCAUUUUCUCAAUCACAUACCCUUCUCCUGAUAUAUUCCUUGUCAUAAAGCUUGAAAAAGUCCUUCAACAAGGUGACAUUGGAGAGUGUUGUGAACCGUACAUGGUGAUAAAAGAGUCUGAUUCUACCAAGAACAUACAAAAAGCUGGAAAAUUGAAGCAGCAGGCAGAGCAAGCGUGUAUUCGUUUGGGGCGAUUUCGAAUGCCUUUUGCUUGGACGGCCAUUCACCUCCUGAACAUUGUGAGCAGUGUGGGGGGCCUGGAUCGACUGGACCCUGAUUGUGACACAGAACGGAAAGGUCAUGGGACGUGGAAUGAAAGAAAGAAGAAGGGAUUUGAGCGGAUGAGUGUUGGCGAAGACAUGUGCAACUUUGCUACUUUCCGACCAGCUACACUGACAGUUACAAACUUCUUCAAACAGGAGGGAGACAGACUCAGUGAUGAAGACCUUUACAAGUAUUUGGCUGAUAUGCGCAGACCGUCCUCUCUUCUGAGAAGGCUAAGGCCUGUUACGGCCCAGCUGAAAAUUGACAUCUCCCCAGCCCCAGACUCUCCUCAUUACUGUUUGUCUCCUGAACUGCUGCAUGUGAAGCCGUACCCUGAUCUGCGCGUGCGACCCACCAAAGAGGUGCUGGAGUUUCCAGCCCGUGACGUGUACACGCCCCACACCACCUACAGGUGA
This is a messenger RNA of Periophthalmus magnuspinnatus, 1831 nucleotides long. Its product is annotated as dedicator of cytokinesis protein 7-like. Gene Ontology annotation, biological process: small GTPase-mediated signal transduction; positive regulation of GTPase activity. Gene Ontology annotation, cellular component: cytosol. Lineage: Eukaryota; Metazoa; Chordata; Actinopteri; Gobiiformes; Gobiidae. The record is from RefSeq and is a predicted model, not a curated record. Gene Ontology annotation, molecular function: guanyl-nucleotide exchange factor activity.